AUGUGCUUCAGCGACGACGACUACAGCUACGAGUACAGAUUCGAGGUCCGCAAUGGUCAACGCUACUACACAGAAGAUUACUACCCGCGCUCUGGUAUGUCCAGACGCCGCAAGUACGGUCUCGGUGGCUCGUACUACCCUUCGCGCUACUAUGAUGGCCCGCCUAGAGGCCGUUACAUAUGUAGUGUCGUCACCUGUCCGAACCGGUACUCCCAGUCUAGCGGUGGAUACCCAAGGGGUGUCGUACCUGGAGGAUAUUCAAGAGGCGUGGUCCCAGCUGGGUACUCUCAGGCCAUAGUCUCUCGAGAGUUUGUUGGAGGUGGCUAUCCUCGCUAUUCCUCUGGUUAUGCAUAUGGUACUGAGUAUCAUGUUGGAGCUCGCAAUGUUAUGCCGGUCAAUUCCGUGAUGGUGAGUUUCUACCCUUCUCUCUUCGCUCCGAUUGCGCUGCCUUGCGCCUUCCUUUUACUACACCGCCGCCUUACCCCGCCAUCAUUGGCUCGCAUGGAACAUUGA
Messenger RNA from Alternaria atra, 513 nucleotides. RefSeq lists its product as uncharacterized. Bases 1 to 513 code for a protein of 170 amino acids. The record is from RefSeq and is a predicted model, not a curated record. NCBI's taxonomy places the organism in Eukaryota, Fungi, Ascomycota, Dothideomycetes, Pleosporales, Pleosporaceae. The transcript has a single exon. Gene Ontology annotation, cellular component: mitochondrion.